Molecule: messenger RNA, 2482 nt
Organism: Scaptodrosophila lebanonensis
Lineage: Eukaryota; Metazoa; Arthropoda; Insecta; Diptera; Drosophilidae
Product: protein teflon
Exons: 5
Coding region: 32-2257 (741 amino acids)
Source: RefSeq, a predicted model, not a curated record
GAAAUUGCACAAAGAUUUUCUUAAAAGUAAAAUGCCUACUUUUCUGGACAUGCUAACCGGGGAAGACAGCGUACAUUUGGAAAAGUGCGGCGACGUAGUAGUUUCACCCAAGGACAAUGUUUUCGCAUUGUUUUGUCAUUUUUGCAGAGACAUGUUUGCUACAAAUCUGCCGGAAUUUUUGCGUCACUUACAGUCGGUUCACUGCGAUGUGCUACAUUUUACAAAGGAACACAAUGUCUACAGCGUAGAGGAACUCCUGGCAGGAACUCCCACUCAGGACACGGAUGCACAGUCCCAAGCCGACAGUAGCUGCAGUGGAGAUUCCGGCAUGCCUGCUGAAAACGACGAUACACUCACAGCUGAUCGUGAAAACAAACGAGAUAUUUUAGCCGAAGUAGAAGCCAUGUUAUUUGAAGACACCAAUAACUUUGAGGAACAGCUACAGAAUGAAAUUUCAAAUAAUACGGUUGAACUAAAUAUAGCAUCGAAUAUUGAGUCCAAGGCAACCGAACCAGCUGUCCGGGAAACUUUAGAGCUGCUGCCACUUAACGCCAAACAAAUUGAACCUAAUCUAAAUCAAGCUUUAUACGUAAAGGAACAGAAAUCUCGCGUAAAAACCAAAUGUGUUAUUAGUGAAAAAACUAUGUCUAAAGAAUUACAUUUACCAUUUCAAACCGAUUUAAAUAAUAAAUUAUCGCAUGAAUCAAAAUUUUUAAAUAACAUGCAAUAUUCUCCCACUGUAGAGAAACUGAAGUCACAGAUAAAUAACUCGCAAAGCAAUGGGGUAGUUGAAAAAUAUACCCAACAUCUCAUAUCAUCCAUUGAUAAAACAAGUGGUGCAAAGAUUGAUUCGUGGCGAAAUGUGAAAAGCCAUACAAUUCAACGGUCGUCGGGCAAACGAGAAAUGCAACAGCGUAUGAAUCAAAUAAAGAAUCGCAUACUUAAAACACUGCAUACGGAAGAUGUAAAAAAAAAUCGCAACAAAGUGCACAUAAGCCAUGUUGAAAUUUUACCACCAAUUGAUAAGUCGUUGCAUAAAAAUAUUUUAGAAAAAGCAAUUAAGAGUUUGUCAGAUGCUAAUCAGCUUGGACGUGAAGUCAAGACUAAGAACAUUUCCCAAGAAAGUAUUCAGAAUGUAAAAUCUAGGCCAAUAUUACAGACGUCUGCCAUCGCUCUCCAAAAGCACAUCAUACCCAAGUCAGAAAUCAGAAAAAAUGUUGCAACAUACGAUAAGAGAAAUAAAGAAAAUGAAUGUGCACAGAUUUCAGAAAAACCAAAAACGGCCACGAAGACACCGAGGCAGAAACGAAAACAAAGUACAAGUAAUGCCGAGACUUUGACAAAGAGAAUAAAGGUUGAAAGUAAUAUUGACUCAAGCUUAUUGGAUACUGCAUUAUCAGAAACAGUUAUUGAUUUACCACAGCAGGUUUUAAAGUCCGAGGAAAUAAAAUCAGAGGGUCUGUGUAAGUCAACUGACGCUAACGAGGAUCAAAAAAGCGAGGUCUCCGCAUAUGAAGAUCUGUUAAGCCAAGUUAAACAGGAGCAGCCUAAAACGCCUAAGUCGUCAAGGACAGUAACUGUUAGACGCUCUUCAGGGAGAAUAGCUAAAAUUUCUAAGAGUGUCGAAAAGUGUGUAAACUCAACGACCCCAACACGACCUACAGAUGAUAAAGAUCCCAUUGCAAGCCUACCCGAUGAUAUGGAUCUAUUAAAAGCUGUGGGGCUGGCUACAAUCGCAAUGCCAAACUAUGAGGACAAUAUGGAAUUGGAUGAGCAGGAUAAACUGCGUGACAUUUCUAAAAAAUUUGCCAAAGUUAUGGCUAAAUAUGAAAUCAUUUGGAAUUUCAAAGGUGCGAUCGCUGCCAUAAAUUCCUUGGUAGAGGAAAAGGCAACUCUCCUUACGAAAGAAAUCAACGAUGCUCUUGGAACAACAUUUGGCGUUGCUGAAACUAAACGCAUAUGCAAUCUUAUCAACAUGUGGUUUUCGCAAAGCGCAGAAGAGAAAUUAUGUAACAAAACCAAAUUAUCAGCUUCCUUUGAGUAUUACUUUAAGUUAUUUGUUUUUUUGCCUAUUGUACGUCAUCGCUUCUAUUGCGAAUUCUGUCCAAAACACUUUGUUACUGUCGAUAAAUAUGCCGAUCAUCGUGAAACACAUAUUGGGGCAAUACAAUGCUCCAACUGUGCCAAAACAUUUAAAAAAUGCGGUAAUUAUAUGAACCACACUAAAAAGUGUACUACACCACGCAGCAAUAAGUAAUUGGUGCCACUCUAUUUUUGUUAAAGUAAUUAAAUAUUGAUGUCCGCCUGUGUACAUGAUCACCAAGAUCUUUAAAAUCUGUUUGGAAUUCUAAUCCAAAAUUACUUUAAAGUUGUUGGCUAAAGUUGGUUAUACUCCGUACAUGAAAUGUAUAAUUGGGGGUGAUGGAGGUGAAAAAUGUAACAGACAGACCCCAUAAAGUAUAUAUGUAUUUAUUCUUGAUCA